AUGAACGGCAGCGCGAAUGGCAGGCUCGAGCAACUGCCCGAAGAAAUGUUCAGCAUCAUCAAAGCCUCCUCACAGGGACUAGGACCUCGAUUGGGUAGGCUUGCACUUCCCGGGCGACAGCUGAUCGAUACACCGCAUUACUUGGCCAAUACGUCGCGCGGAGUCGUACCGCAUAUUACACAAGAUACGUUCCGUCGGGACACACACAUCAGCGGUGCUUACUAUGCUCUGGAGGACUUCAUAGAACGAGCGCCUCUUGAGGGUCCUCCUCUCUACCAAUACUGCCCUCCGAACGGUGGAUCUCCGAUCCGAAAGUUCACUGCCUUGCCGGACGAUACAUUGCUGGUCCUCGGAGCGCGGAGGACAGAUCCAAUCAUCGCGCCGGCCGCGAACUCCAACACAGAUCACGCCGUGUCAAUAUGUACCUCCGUGGGAUUCCAGCAGCUGAAAGACCGUGACUAUGCGGAAGCAGUUGAACGAUUGAAGGUGGACAUUGUGGUCGGACUUGGGGACAUUCCUUAUGGUCGCGAGUUGGGCAAGAAGAGGGUUGAAAAGGCGGAGGAUAGGACAAUGCAAUGGCUGGAGAACCAUGUUGCAGCCCGAAAGUCUUCUGAUACUGGCAAAGCCCGGCUCGUUGCGUCACUUCUGCCAUUGCCAUGUGCCAGACAGGUUUCCUUGAUUGACCUUGUGGCAGAGGAGCUGGAUGAUGAAAUCUCGGGACUUGCCAUCUACCACUUGGAUACUCUGGACGAUCUACCAAACAACCUGGCACAUCUACCCCGUCUGGACUUCUCCGUGCCGCGAACUCCAAGURAGGUCCUCCAGCAUAUCCGUCGUGGGAUCGACAUUUUGACGAUUCCUUUCAUUGGAGCCGUCACAGAUGCUGGGAUUGCGAUGGACUUUACUUUCCCUGCAACCAAAAAGCUAUCGAACGGGCAUACGUACACCGAUCCAAUGUCUCUCGGCGUCGAUAUGUGGGAUGCGACACAUGCUGUGGACCUCUCUCCUCUUAGUAAGGAAUGCCAGUGCUACGCGUGUACCAAUCAUCACAGGGCAUAUCUCCAGCAUUUGCUCGCUGCAAAGGAGAUGCUCGGAUGGGUUCUACUGCAGAUCCACAACCACCAUGUCAUGGACCAUUUCUUCAAAGGAAUUCGAGCAAGCAUAUCUCGGGAUACAUUUGAUGAAGAUGUGCUACUGUUUGAGAGGACGUAUGAGAGUCAUCUACCGGAGAAGACUGGUCAGGGACCGAGGUUGCGUGGCUAUCAAUUCAAGUCCGAAGGACCCGGAGAGCCGAAGCGGAACCAAGCUGCAUUCUCGAUGCUCAACGACCAGAAAGAGAAGCUUGCUGAGGCCAAUCCUCCCAAUGGCAAUACCAAUGCGCAUGAGUUGCAGGCCCAAGGCUUUGCUCAAAAGGCCUGA
Molecule: messenger RNA, 1419 nt
Organism: Ramularia collo-cygni
Lineage: Eukaryota; Fungi; Ascomycota; Dothideomycetes; Mycosphaerellales; Mycosphaerellaceae
Product: related to tRNA-guanine transglycosylase family protein
Exons: 3
Coding region: 1-1419 (472 amino acids)
Molecular function (GO): tRNA-guanosine(34) queuine transglycosylase activity
Source: RefSeq, a predicted model, not a curated record